Parnassius apollo (apollo) is the source of this 357-nucleotide messenger RNA. The record is from the annotation of a GenBank genome assembly. Lineage: Eukaryota; Metazoa; Arthropoda; Insecta; Lepidoptera; Papilionidae.
AUGCUGAAAUCGAGUGAAAAGAAGUUUGCUCCUGUACCUAUUGGCACUUCUGUACGAAUUGCAGUUCCAGAGGUUGACAGAGGACGUGGUGAUGCCCAAAAUAUUAUAGGUGUAGUUUUGGCUAAAACCGAUGAUGAGCUUUAUCAAAUUGGUACCAAGAACGGAAUCUUAAAACAAUUAUAUUCUCGAUCUCAGAUUAAUGUGUGUCCAAGAGCUCUUCUUGAUGCAGAGGAUGUACCGAGUACGGAGAUAGCACUACGGUCAGUUGCUAACCUACAAUCCACUGGAACCGGCCAGGGAUUUAAAAAGUGCCAUUGCAAGAAAAAACUGUACUACAGCAAGAUGUCUGUGCUAUAA